AUGGCAAUUCGCGUUUACGAUGAGUUCACCACACCACCACCCCGCCAUAGACCCAAGCGUCUUCCCAUUCGAUGUGCAGGUAGAGGUCAUAAAUUGAUAUGGGACGCCGUCGCCCCCCGUCGCUCUCUCGGCACUCUAAACCAACGGGCAGGGACCUCUCGUAAUCAUCUGCAAUCUAAUCCGAAGUUGGAGCACAUCGAUUUUGAUUGUUCUCCUCUGCAAGACUAUGGACUGACCCGCCACGCGUCCCAGUUAAAACGUAAAGGAAGACUAGCUGAAUUCGAGUCACUGCCGAGCCCAUUGCGUUCAUUCGAAUCAAUGUCCCUGGAAGACGGUCCUUUUUGGACAUCCACUCCUCUGAAGCCAGCGAUAACUCGCGGCAAGAGAUCACCCCUCCGACCAGAUUGCGAUAUCGGCUCUCCCCAGAUGGGGCGAAAUGACAAGAGAAGAAGACUAGAUAGCCCAGGUAAAGACUCAGCUGGGUAUCAAACAUCAUCGAAAAUCAGAUUCAACUACCCUAGUCAAUUACAUCAGAAGGACAAAGCCAAACCCAUGGGUGAUCGUUUUUCGGAGAUGAGAGCAUCCCUUAUGAAGCCUGUUGUGUUCGACCUGAAUCGACGGCCAAACCACGGCAGGGCGCCCAAGCGAGAGUUCAUGGAAAUCUGCGGCACAAACAAACCUUUGCUUUCAGGAAAGCCCACGUCUUUCGAGACCCCAUUCGGGGCUAAUGCGCGAUGUCUGCGGAUAUGA
Molecule: messenger RNA, 750 nt
Organism: Melampsora larici-populina 98AG31
Lineage: Eukaryota; Fungi; Basidiomycota; Pucciniomycetes; Pucciniales; Melampsoraceae
Exons: 1
Coding region: 1-750 (249 amino acids)
Source: RefSeq, a predicted model, not a curated record